Messenger RNA from Alexandromys fortis (reed vole), 927 nucleotides. RefSeq names its product protein RoBo-1-like. NCBI's taxonomy places the organism in Eukaryota, Metazoa, Chordata, Mammalia, Rodentia, Cricetidae. The coding region runs from base 158 to 823 and encodes 221 amino acids. The record is from RefSeq and is a predicted model, not a curated record. The transcript is spliced from 6 exons.
CAGGCAAUGGUCCUCUGCCCUAUAAAAGUCAGUGACAGUGAGGGCAGAGGAAGUGUUCCUUUCUUCGUCUCUCUGGUGAGAUCACUGGCCUUCCUCUCCAUCUCAAGGCAGUCCUUUCAGAAGAGCAAGACUACUUCUUGUGUUCACAGGAGUCACCAUGGCCUGGUCCUCCAGCCUGAAGAGCCUCCUCACAGUCUUUGUCUUUAUCAACUUGGCUGUCAGCUCUGUGGAGAGUUACCAGUGUACGGUAUAUCCAUGUGUAACUGAACCAUGUGCUGCUUGUGAAACCACUAAAGGCUGCUUCAAUGAAAUACAGAAAUUUGACACACCAUCUGUCCUGACAGAUGGAACAUUUAAACAAAAAGGAUGUAUUGCGGACUCAAACACAUGCAGUAGCCUAACAAUCUCAGCAACCCUGGGGGAUCAACGGACAUUUAACUAUGCAAACAGCUGCUGCACAUCUGUUAACUGCAACAAAGAUGACUUAACACUGCCUGCACCAUCUUCCACACCCAAUGGUGUUGAAUGUCCUGCCUGCUACAAUGAGAAAACAAAUUUAUGCUCCUCAGUUACCACCCUAAAGUGCACAGGGGAAGAGAAAAGGUGCAUUGAGGUUACCGGCAAAGGUGUGGGAGAUUCAAGUUUAAUUAUAUAUGGGAAGGGUUGUGCAACUGAAAACUCCUGCGACCUGGAUAUGACCGUCCUCGGUAGAAUACAGAUCAAAACCUCAUGCAGCUCACCUCUUUCAAACCACGGGCACCCUACCGCCAAAUUCGGUUCAUCAUUUCUCAUUUUUCUGCUCCCGCUGAAAUUCUUGCUUUGAUCUUCUAUGAACUGGCAAUCCCACACCCCUAUGCCCAUGGACCCAUUGGUAUACCUGGAUGGCUACUUCCGAAACACAGAACAAAUAAAACCUGGUGACAACUC